UCACAUUAGUCAUCACAAGGUAGAGGCUAUACCCAGACCUAUAUUGCAAACACACCUAGUAUUUUAAAAAGAAAAAAAAAAGAAAAAAAAAACACUGGGUGGUUGCAAGGUCUAAACGGUUACCCAGUUGGUGAAACAAUCAGUUGUCUUCAGUUCACUCUGACCAGCCAUGCAUUACCUGAUGAAAACAACCUGCAUCCUGUUGUGUGUGUUCGCCGUCUUGCAUACCAGUGCAGGUGUGUCCUGCAAGUUUGGUGACAACGAGUAUGAAGCUGGUGAUGAGGUACCCGGUUACUCUGAAGACGCGAGUGAGCAGUGUUUCUGUCGCGUGAAGGCUGGCAAGGCUUCUGUUGAGUGCAUGUUCAAAGAGGAUGAACCGAUGUUCAGAACUCUCCCCACUAAAAAAUGCUCCUACAAAGGUGUUGAGUACGAGGAUGGGGAUGCCGUGCCCGAUUACCCCAACAAAGAGGGAUCUUGUUACUGUAAAGUACAGAGGAAUAAGGCGCUCAUUGACUGUUCUAAGGGAGAGACCAUUUGCCAGCACUUGCGUGUUAAAUGAACAAGGCUUUUCAUCAUAAUGUUGGGUCUGUGUGGAGACUGCUAUUGUGUGUGGACAUAUGAGGUGUGAGGACAACGGUAUGGUGAAGACAUCGGGGUGUGGAGGUGUGAGGGCGGAGGAGGUGUGAGGG
Messenger RNA from Physella acuta, 689 nucleotides. RefSeq lists its product as uncharacterized. The record is from RefSeq and is a predicted model, not a curated record. Lineage: Eukaryota; Metazoa; Mollusca; Gastropoda; Physidae.